AUGUGGGCGACACUAGGUUUAGCGCCUUUCAUCGGUUUUUCAAUCUUGGAGCGACCCCCUAAUAAUAGUUCAAUAUCUAUCUAUCUAUCUAUCUAUCUAUCUAUCUAUCUAUAUUUCCGCUUUUCAAUAUCUAUCUACUAUCUCUAUUUCAGUUUUUCACUAUCUAUCUAUCUAUCUAUCUAUCUAUAUUUCCGCUUUUCAAUAUCUAUCUACUAUCUCUAUUUCAGUUUUUCACUAUCUAUCUAUCUAUCUAUCUAUAUUUCCGCUUUUCAAUAUCUAUCUACUAUCUCUAUUUCAGUUUUUCACUAUCUAUCUAUCUAUAUUUCCGCUUUUCAAUAUCUAUCUACUAUCUCUAUUUCAAUUUUUCACUAUCUAUCUAUCUAUCUAUAUUUCCGCUUUUCAAUAUUAUCUACUAUCUCUAUUUCAGUUUUUCACUAUCUAUCUAUGUAUAUUUCCGCUUUUCAAUAUUCAUCUACUAUCUCUAUUUCAGUUUUUCAUCUAUCUAUCUAUCUAUCUAUAUUUCCGCUUUUCAAUAUAUCUACUAUCUCUGUUUCAGUUUUUCACUAUAUCUAUCUAUCUUUCCGCUUUUCAAUAUCUAUCUAUAUUCUAUUUCAGUUUUUCACUAUCUAUCUAUCUAUCUAUAUUUCCGCUUUUCAAUAUCUAUCUACUAUCUCUAUUUCAGUUUUUCACUAUCCAUCUAUCUAUAUUUCCGCUUUUCAAUAUCUAUCUACUAUCUCUAUUUCAGUUUUCACUAUCUAUCCAUCUAUCUAUAUUUUCAUCUAUCUACUAUCUCUAUUUCAGUUUUUUCAUCUAUCUAUAUCUAUCUAUCUAUCUAUAUUUCCGCUUUUCAACAUCUAUCUACUAUCUCUAUUUCAGUUUUCAUCUAUCUAUCUAUAUUUCUUUUCAAUAUUCUAUCUACUAUCUCUAUUUCAGUUUUUCACUAUCUAUCUAUCUAUAUUUCCGCUUUUUAUCUAUCUACUAUCUCUAUUUCUUUUUUCUAUCAUCCAUCUAUUAUCUAUAGUUUUCAUCUACUAUCUCUAUUUCAGUUUUCACUAUCUAUCUAUCUAUAUUUCCGCUUUUCAAUAUCUAUCUACUAUCUCUAUUUCAGUUUUUCACUAUCUAUCUAUCUAUAUUUCCGCUUUUCAAUAUCUAUCUACUAUCUCUAUUUCAGUUUUUCACUAUCUAUCUAUCUAUAUUUCCGCUUUUCAAUAUCUAUCUACUAUCUCUAUUUCAGUUUUUCACUAUCUAUCUAUAUUUCCGCUUUUCAAUAUCUAUCUACUAUCUCUAUAUUUCCGCUUUUCAAUAUCUAUCUACUAUCUCUAUUUCAGUUUUUCACUAUCUAUCUAUCUAUCUAUAUUUCCUUUUUCAAUAUCUAUCUACUAUCUCUAUUUCAGUUUUUCACUAUCUAUCUAUCUAUCUAUCUUUCCGCUUUUCAAUAUUCAUCUACUAUCUCUAUUUCAGUUUUUCACUAACUAUCUAUCUAUAUUUCCGCUUUUCAAUAUCUAUCUACUAUCUCUAUUUCAGUUUUUUACUAUCUAUCUAUCUAUCUAUCUAUCUAUAUUUCCGCUUUUCAAUAUCUAUCUACUAUCUCUAUUUCAGUUUUUUAUUAUCUAUCUAUCUAUCUAUCUUUCCGCUUUUCAAUAUCUAUCUACUAUCUCUAUUUCAGUUUUUCACUAUCUAUCUAUCUAUAUUUCCGCUUUUCAAUAUCUAUCUACUAUCUCUAUUUCAGUUUUUCACUAUCUAUCUAUCUAUAUUUCCGCUUUUCAAUAUCUAUCUACUAUCUCUAUUUCACUAUCUAUCUAUCUAUCUAUAUUUCCGCUUUUCAAUAUCUAUCUACUAUCUCUCUAUUUCAGUUUUCACUAUCUAUCUAUCUAUCUAUCUAUCUAUAUUUCCGCUUUUCAAUAUCUAUCUACUAUCUCUAUUUCAGUUUUUCACUAUCUAUCUAUAUUUCUUUUUAUAUUAUCUACUAUCUCUAUUUCAGUUUUCACUAUCUAUCUAUCUAUAUUUCCGCUUUUCAAUAUCUAUCUAUAUCUCUAUUUCAGUUUUUAUCAUCUAUCUAUAUUUCGCUUUUCAAUAUCUAUCUACUAUCUCUAUUUCAGUUUUUCACUAUAUCUAUCUAUAUUUCCGCUUUUCAAUAUCUAUCUACUAUCUCUAUUUCAUCAUCUAUUAUCUAUAUUUCCGCUUUUCAAUAUUAUCACUAUCUCUAUUUCAGUUUUUCUAUCUAUCUAUCUAUAUUUCCCUUUUCAAUAUCUAUCUACUAUCUCUAUUUCAGUUUUUCACUAUCUAUCUAUCUAUAUUUCCGCUUUUCAAUAUCUAUCUACUAUCUCUAUUUCAGUUUUACUAUCUAUCUAUCUAUUUUCGCUUUUCAAUAUCUAUCUACUAUCUCUAUUUCAGUUUUUUCACUAUCUAUCUAUAUUUCCUUUUCAAAUAUCUAUCUCUAUAUUUCCGCUUUUCAAUAUCUAUCUACUAUUUCAGUUUUUUAUUAUCUAUCUAUCUAUAUUUCCUUUUCAAUAUCUAUCUACUAUCUCUAUUUUCAGUUUUUCACUAUCUAUCUAUCUAUCUUUCCGCUUUUCAAUAUCUAUCUACUAUCUCUAUUUCAGUUUUUCACUAACUAUCUAUCUAUAUUUCCGCUUUUCAAUAUCUAUCUACUAUCUCUAUUUCAGUUUUUCACUAUCUAUCUAUCUAUAUUUCCGCUUUUCAAUAUCUAUCUACUAUCUCUAUUUCAAUUUUUCACUAUCUAUCUAUCUAUCUAUCUAUCUAUAUUUCCGCUUUUCAAUAUCUAUCUACUAUCUCUAUUUCAGUUUUUCACUAUCUAUCUAUCUAUCUAUAUUUCCGCUUUUCAAUAUCUAUCUACUAUCUCUAUUUCAGUUUUUCACUAUCUAUCUAUCUAUAUUUCCGCUUUUCAAUAUCUAUCUACUAUCUCUAUUUCAGUUUUUCACUAACUAUCUAUCUAUAUUUCCGCUUUUCAAUAUCUAUCUACUAUCUCUAUUUCAGUUUUUCACUAUCUAUCUAUCUAUCUAUAUUUCCGCUUUUCAAUAUCUAUCUACUAUCUCUAUUUCAGUUUUUCACUAUCUAUCUACUAUCUCUAUUUCAGUUUUUCACUAUCUAUCUAUCUAUAUUUCCGCUUUUCAAUAUCUAUCUACUAUCUCUAUUUCAGUUUUUCACUAUCUAUCUAUCUAUAUUUCCGCUUUUCAAUAUCUAUCUACUAUCUCUAUUUCAGUUUUUCACUAUCUAUCUAUCUAUAUUUCCGCUUUUCAAUAUCUAUCUACUAUCUCUAUUUCAGUUUUUCACUAUCUAUCUAUCUAUCUAUAUUUCCGCUUUUCAAUAUCUAUCUACUAUCUCUAUUUCAGUUUUUCACUAUCUAUCUAUCUAUCUAUCUAUCUAUAUUUCCGCUUUUCAAUAUCUAUCUACUAUCUCUAUUUCAGUUUUUCACUAUCUAUCUAUAUUUCCGCUUUUCAAUAUCUAUCUACUAUCUCUAUUUCAGUUUUUCACUAUCUAUCUAUCUAUAUUUCCGCUUUUCAAUAUCUAUCUACUAUCUCUAUUUCAGUUUUUCACUAUCUAUCUAUCUAUAUUUCUUUCAAUAUCUAUCUACUAUCUCUAUUUCAGUUUUUCACUAUCUAUCUAUCUUUUUCAAUAUCUAUCUACUAUCUCUAUUUCAGUUUUUCACUAUCUAUCUAUCUAUAUUUCCGCUUUUCAAUAUCUAUCUACUAUCUCUAUUUCAGUUUUUCACUAUCUAUCUAUAUUUCGCUUUUCAAUAUCUAUCUACUAUCUCUAUUUCAGUUUUUCACUAUCUAUCUAUAUUUCCGCUUUUCAAUAUCUAUCUACUAUCUCUAUAUUUCCGCUUUUCAAUAUCUAUCUACUAUCUCUAUUUCAGUUUUUCACUAUCUAUCUAUAUCUAUAUUUCUUUUCAAUAUCCAUCUACCAUCUCUAUUUCAGUUUUCACUAUCUAUCUAUCUAUCUUUCCGCUUUUCAAUAUCUAUCUACUAUCUCUAUUUCAUUUUCACUAUCUAUCUAUCUAUAUUUCCGCUUUUCAAUAUCCAUCUAUAUCUCUAUUUCAAUUUUUUUCACCAUCCAUCUAUCUAUCUAUCUAUCUAUAUUUUUUUUUUCAUAUCUAUCUAUCUAUCUAUAUUUCCGCUUUUCAAUAUCCAUCUACUAUCUCUAUUUCAGUUUUUCACUAUCUAUCUAUCUAUAUUUCCGCUUUUCAAUAUCUAUCUACCAUCUCUAUUUCAGUUUUUUCACUAUCUAUCUAUCUAUAUUUCCGCUUUUCAAUAUCUAUCUACUAUCUCUAUUUCAGUUUUUCUAUCUAUCUAUCUAUCUAUAUUUCCGCUUUUCAAUAUCUAUCUACUAUCUCUAUUUCAUUUUUCACUAUCUAUCUAUCUAUCUAUAUUUCCGCUUUUCAAUAUCUAUCUACUAUUUCAGUUUUCACUAUCUAUCUAUCUAUCUAUAUUUCCGCUUUUCAAUAAUCUACUAUCUCUAUUUCAGUAUCUAUCUAUCUAUCUAUCUAUAUUUCCGCUUUUUCAAUAUCUAUCUACUAUCUCUAUUUCAGUUUUUCACUAUCUAUCUAUCUAUCUAUCUAUCUAUCCAAUACAAUGCAAAAUAUGCCAGAGAAAACUUAAACUGACAUAUAUAUUUCUUUAUUCGGGACCUUAUUUUUAUUUUUUUUAUUUCACUCCUGAUGGCGCUAAUUUCCAUAAACUUUUAUGUCUCAAGGUGGUCAUUAUCUAUCUAUCUAUCUAUCUAUCUAUCUAUCUAUCGCUCUAA
Messenger RNA from Acanthosepion pharaonis, 4761 nucleotides. The record is from the annotation of a GenBank genome assembly. NCBI's taxonomy places the organism in Eukaryota, Metazoa, Mollusca, Cephalopoda, Sepiida, Sepiidae.